Prinia subflava (tawny-flanked prinia) is the source of this 3041-nucleotide messenger RNA. It is a transcript of the gene DBT, whose product is annotated as dihydrolipoamide branched chain transacylase E2. The record is from RefSeq and is a predicted model, not a curated record. Gene Ontology annotation, cellular component: mitochondrion; cytoplasm. The transcript has 11 exons. Bases 86 to 1567 code for a protein of 493 amino acids. Gene Ontology annotation, molecular function: acetyltransferase activity; lipoic acid binding. Lineage: Eukaryota; Metazoa; Chordata; Aves; Passeriformes; Cisticolidae.
GCCGCUGCUGGUUGGCUGUGGCGGCGCGGCCGCCGCCGGUUGGCUGUGCCGGGGGUGUGUGCCGGGCCGCUCUGCCCGGGGUAAGAUGGCGGCCGUGACCGCGCUGAGGAGCAGCUGCCGAGCCGCGGGGCGCCUGGUUUGCACUCAUCGGGUUAGAUCGUGCAGCAGCAUUCGCUUUAUAAAAUCAAAAUAUGUGUGCGUGUUUGACAAAUCUGCCCUCAAGUUUAGUCAUCAACAGCGAUUAUUCAGAACAUCUCCUGUUUCAUGUGGCCAAAUUGUCCAGUUUAAGCUUUCUGACAUUGGAGAAGGAAUUACAGAGGUGACUGUAAAAGAAUGGUACAUAAAGGAGGGUGACAGUGUGUCUCAGUUCGACAGCAUCUGUGAGGUACAGAGUGAUAAAGCCUCUGUUACUAUCACCAGUCGUUAUGAUGGUGUCAUCAGAAAACUGCAUUACAGCAUAGAUGAUAUUGCUUUUGUUGGAAAACCACUAGUAGACAUUGAAAUUGAUGCUUCAAAAGGUGUUGCCCCAGAAGAAGAUGUUGUUGAAACACCCCCUAUGUCUCAUGAAGAGCACACUCACCAAGAGAUAAAAGGUCACAAAACAUUAGCAACCCCUGCAGUUCGUCGCCUGGCCAUGGAGAACAAUAUUAAAUUGAGUGAAGUUGUUGGGACAGGGAAGGAUAACAGAAUCCUUAAAGAAGAUAUACUCAACUACUUGGCCAAACAAACAGGAGCUAUUUUGCCUCCAUCGCCGAAGGCUGAAAUUGUCCCACCUCCGAGGAAAGCAGAGGCUGUGCCAGCUGCUCCAAAGGACAAAGCACGCAGAAUCCCUGUACCUGUUUCCAGGCCCAUUGCAUUUUCAGGAAAAGAUAAAACUGAACCUGUAACAGGCUUCCAGAAGGCCAUGGUGAAGACUAUGAGUGCAGCCCUGAAGAUUCCCCACUUUGGUUAUUCUGAUGAUAUUGAUUUGACUCAACUUGUCCAGCUGCGAGAAGAGCUGAAGCCUCUUGCUGAAAUCCGGGGAGUUAAGCUUUCCUUCAUGCCUUUCUUCAUAAAGGCAGCCUCUCUGGGAUUGCUGCAGUAUCCCAUUCUUAAUGCUUCUUUGGAUGAGAACUGUCAAAAUGUCACAUACAAGGCUUCACACAACAUUGGAGUAGCAAUGGACACAGAGCAAGGUUUAAUUGUCCCAAAUGUGAAAAAUGUUCAAGUCUGCAGUGUGUUUGACAUUGCUGUGGAAUUAAAUCGCCUCCAGUCCUUGGGCUCUGCAGGCCAGCUGGGAACAAGUGACCUCACUGGGGGAACAUUCACCCUUUCAAAUAUUGGCACAAUUGGUGGCACUUAUGCCAAACCAGUGAUACUACCUCCUGAAGUAGCUAUUGGAGCACUUGGAAAGAUACAGGUUCUUCCUCGGUUUAAUGGCAAAGGUGAAGUAUUUAAAGCACAAAUAAUGAAUGUGAGUUGGUCAGCUGAUCAUCGCAUCAUUGAUGGAGCUACGAUGGCCCGGUUCUCUAACUUGUGGAAAUCUUACUUGGAGAACCCUGCUUCAAUGCUGCUGGACCUUAAAUGAAGGAAACCAUGGCUAGAAUAUGCCUUUAAACUCUGUGGAUUAGACUGAAUAGUUAUAAAAGCUGUCUCUGCUAACAUGUGCCCUUUUGCUACGUGCAUUAUAUAAUAAUGUUAUGUGGUUGAAAGCUCUCAGCAGCUGAUACCAGUCUCAGUUAGUUGUUACUUCUUUCAUUUAGUAUUGCUGUAAUUUCUUCUACAGCAGACUGUCAAACUGAAUAGGUCACAGCUUCUGAAUAUGGUGGUGGAAUGUCUUUAUUUUGCCUUUUAUAAUAAUGAUUGUAAGGCUGGUGUGACUGAGUGCCACUUCUCUACACCUACAGUAUUUAUAAUCUGAAGGGAAAUUUUGGAGGGGAAUACUCAGAGUUCUUCCAUUUUGGACACGUAAAUUUAUUUUAACAAAUAAUAACUGAAUUCCUAAGAGGGAUUAUGCAAAAAUCAUAUCCAAAUAAAAUGCCUUUAAUGCUUCUGCUGUAAGAUGUCCAGAGAGCUUUUUGUUGUUUAACUGAGUAAACCUCUUAAGUCUUUUACUAGUCCACUUUUUCUGGCAAUUACUUGCACAGGUACUCUUUAUCAGACUAUAAAUGAAGAGGCUGUAUGUAUUCAAAUGCUUACUGACAACACUGAUUGAUAACUAUCAAGGCCUUAAUACUCUCUAGAAUAUCCUGUAUUUUUAAAGGCUGAAAGCAGUUUCAGCCCUUAGUGUUUUCCAGUAUUUUUGAUUCAUUUAGAAAGCAUUUGUCAGUUUUAUUAUUCUGUCACUAGAUAAACCUGACAAUAAGUUGAUCAUGACCUAAAAGCUUGCAUUCUGUUAUUGAUAUUCAGAUACUAGAAUCUGAUAGAUUAAUCAGAUUCAACAAAGAAUGAAUGUUAAUACUGUGAGAUAAGGACUUCUUAAACUCAGAUACAAGGCACAUAAGGAAUAGGUUCAACCUAAUGCCUUUAGAACAGAAAACUUAUGCAGCUUUAAGGUAAAUUAAACAGAUCAUGAGGAUUGCACUGCUGAUUUAAUGGGAGAUAUAAAGAAAACUAUUGGAAAUAAAUGCCUUCUAAACACAUAGGUUUCACACAGACACAAGGAAAGACAGUUACAUAGCCUUAAAAAUGAAUUUGUAAUGCACAAAAUGGACAUUUUCUCCUUUUUUUAGAUAGAUCAAAACCAGGAGCAUUCUUCAAAAUUGUAGACCAAAGUUGUGUGUUGCAUUUAGCUGUGAAGAUGUGAGACAGGCUACCAGAGGUAGAGUCCCUGCUAUCCAUGAUGCUGAGACUGAUUAAGAGGAAAGCUGGUAAUGUACGAAGGGGAGUGUGGCGCAUCCAUGUAAGGUGCUAUUAAUAUUUCUAUUGUGGUAUAAGGGUCUUUUAUAUAAAGGUCAUUUCUUGCAAAGUUUGACUAAUAUAUCAUGCUUAUCACUUAUUUCAUUUUUAUCAGAUUUAUUUAUUCCUAAUAAAAAAAAUAAAGCCACAAAGUAUCGUUUUGA